AUCAAACACGAGUUGGCGGCGAGCUUUGGACUCGAACGCGCGUUCGCGGCACGCGCAAUUUAAAUUUGACCCAUAGGCAAUUUACUUUUUUUCGUGUGUGUUUUAUGCCAGUGAUUGACUAUGAAACGUUGAUGUUGUUUGUGAAGAUGAUAUCGUGCGCGUUCGCGAGUUCUACAUCGCGAUGCAGCGUUGCCCCUACAUCCACGAGAUGAAGGAGCGGCUGCUGGGCGCGCCUGUGGACAGUGUAGAGAGAAUAGACAAGGACCGGCCUCUGCCGCCGGAGCCUGACACCCAGGUCCCGACAAUCGUCAAGCUGAAUUCCGACGGGUACGGGUCCCACACCUCGCCGGCGCGCGCGCCGCUCGUCGCCGACGAGUGCGAGCCGCCGGCGGAGGAGACCGACGCGUUGACGCCCGACGUGUUGCGGUACCGCGUCUGCUGCCAGCCCGAAACCAAACCCAAGAAUGCCAAAACAUCACUCUUCAUCAUCUCAAGUUUCAUCUACGCCAAGCUGCUGGUGGUCGUGUGUCUCGCAUACGUCAUCAGUGACGUCAUCACCCACAAUCUACCCCUGUACUACUACGAAGGCUUCUUCACUUACCUCUAUGGAAUGAGUAUUCUCUUCCUCCUGUACGUGUUCUGCUUCCUUCUACAAGAAAGCGCAUGCUGCAGUGGAAGUCCGCCUAAACCGAAACCCCCACCGAAGGAAAAGAAGCAGAAGAAAGAAAAAGAAAAGAAAACCAAAGAUAAAGAAGGUAAAAACGCAAAGGACAAAGAUGGCAAGAAAGAUAAGAAAGAUGGAAAAUCCAAGGAUAAAGAAGGAAAGGAAUCCGACAAAGAUAAAGCAGCCAAAGAUAAUAAGAAGCAAAGUCAAUUCCAGGAGGUGUACCCCCGUAAGAUGCGUGAUAAAGUUCGUCAACAGCAAUUACAAAUGCAAAUGGCGCAAUUAUAUGCCUCCGAGCAGCAACAAGAUGUGGUGGAAUUGGAAGCCGGCCCUGUCGCCAGACCGAAUCGUCGACGAAAAACUUCGCAAAACGACCAUAGCCAUGGCAGCUUCUUUUUGAGAAUUGGAGCUAUUGCCUUUGGCCUCGGCACGAUGAUAUACAAUGGACUCGAGUUCGGAACAUUCUUUGAAUUGCCACUUGACUCGCCCUGCUAUUUGAUUUUGAAAGGCGUGAAUCCAGUGCUCCAAAUGGUGUUCACUUUCAUGCAGAUGUACUUUAUAUUCAUGAAUUCAAGGUUGAACAUUCAUAGAUUCAAGGUGAUCGCUCGUUUCGGAUUAAUGCACGUUGUGGCCACCAACAUUUGUGUAUGGAUACGUACUCUGGUACUGGAGUCUCUUAAAGAGAUCACAGAUUUCCAUGUGAGAAAUCCCCAAGGAGUGCCUGGUGAGGGAGUGCUUGGAAGAGUCAUCCGAAAACAUACCUUGAGACAUUCCGGCAAAGUUUUUGGUGCAGCUUCAACAGCAGCAACAACGAUGGGCUCUACUGCUGCUACAGCCGUAAAAGCUGCUGGUGAGCAAAUCGUCAACGCAGUUACUACUACCAUAUCGGCACCUACUACGACAGCGAACAACUCUACCGAACUCUUUGAAUCAUUUGAUGCUUUGAACCCGGCUGCGCUGAUUGCGAAUAUUGAUAACACGACUGUCUGUGGCCGUAAUCCUAUAAUGGGCACUAUCGUCACCGACUCGGCACCUUACUUGUAUCCGUUCAUCAUCGAAUACUCCCUAAUCGGAGCUGCGGUUAUCUACGUUAUGUGGAAGCACAUUGGACGAUACCCCAGCGUGGCCAAUGACGAAGAUCUGGAAAGACGUCUGGAGGCUGUUCUGUCCCGCAGGGCAGCGGCACUAGCGGCGGCGCAGCGUGGAAACCGAGUGGACUGCGCGGGUGCAGCUAAAGGACUUUUCUGUGGACUCUUACUUCUCGUCGCCUCACUCAUCUGUCUGAUCCUAUUCUUCGUACUGAUAAGACACCAGGAAUUAAAACGGCUCUCAAUCUAUCUGGCUGACGUCUCGCAUUGCGCUCUCAUGGUGCUAUCCAUUUUUGCAAUUCUGAUUGGAUUUAUACGUGGUAGAAAGAUGAAAUGGAGUUCAGUUCCCCCCUCCUACACCGAACCUCUCCACAGGGUGCAAUCGCUGAAGUUCCGCUCUGAAGAACAAUCGGACUUGAACGACAUUCUGCUUCGCGUCUCCGCUUUCGGCCUCUUUAUCUAUGCUGUGUUCAGCGUCAUUGCUGGAGGGAUGGGAGCCUUCACUCACGAGCCUAACUUACUGGUCAUGAUCACUGGAUGUCUGAGUGUGCUUCAAGUAAUCCUGCAGCUGUUGUUCAUCGCGGAUGUGUCCCGUCGUCGUGUCCACCUCCCAGAGCAGGAGCGCAGCAAGCCCGCCCGCCAGGCCGUCACCUUCCUGCUCAUCUGCAACGUCACUAUGUGGCUCAUCUACACCUUCGAGGCGCAGAAGGUUCUGGCCAACCCGGUUCAACUAGAUUUCUACGGAUUCGUAGCCUGGUCCUUGGUACAACGGUUCACCCUGCCCCUGUGCAUCUUCCACCGCUUCCACUCCGCCGUCACCCUGGCUGAGAUCUGGAAGACCAGCUACAAGGCGCGUCUGGAGUGAAUACACAUAUUGUAUACCAACGAUUGAAACUAUCAGUCCAACAUCAUCCCUUUAGGGAAUUAGCAAUUUCGUCCUCAUCUUGGGCAGCAAUUUAUAGUUAGAAGGGAUACUUUAUCGCAUGGAUAGAUCAACUUUAGGUAGUAGAUAAUAGGUAUGGGUCGAUUCCGAAUGUUCUUUUACGUACACUUAUCGUUAGCAACGUACUGCAGCGCAAUGGAAAACAUCAGCAGUUUUGACAUUCCAUAGCACUCUCAUUACAGUUAGGUUUUCAGAAGACUGACGAAUACGUAUUAAUAUUGCUCACAGUUGAUUUUGUCGCCAAUUGGGUACCCGAAAACCUGUUGUGAAAAUUCCCUCCUUUGUUUAGAAAUUAGAAUUUGAGUGCCAUUCGUAGAGCUUAGAAUUCGAGACAAUAUUCCUUUGGUCGAAUACACAAAUUGAAGUAAUAGUACGUUUCGAAUGCCUUAAUUUACUAUAUCAAAAUCCGUGGAUCGAUUGUCAUAGUCGUUCGUAGCUAUACCGAUUUAGAUGUUUUAAACGCUAUAUAAAAUUUGAAAGAUUUACUAUGUCGACGUAUUAUAGAGUAGGUUAUUCUACUUAUUAUAGAUAUAUUAUAGACGUGUCGAAAUAUCUUAUUGAAUGUACUUAAAGUUA
Molecule: messenger RNA, 3271 nt
Organism: Aricia agestis (brown argus)
Lineage: Eukaryota; Metazoa; Arthropoda; Insecta; Lepidoptera; Lycaenidae
Product: proton channel OtopLc-like
Exons: 15
Coding region: 182-2617 (811 amino acids)
Biological process (GO): proton transmembrane transport
Cellular component (GO): membrane
Molecular function (GO): proton channel activity
Source: RefSeq, a predicted model, not a curated record